AUGGCCUCCAACCUCGCCAUCGCAGCCGGGAUCCUCCUCACCGCAGCCAUCGCAGCCCUGAGCUACCAAUUUCUAAACAAAGGCGCCAAAAAAGUCCUCGACCCCAACAACUUCCAGACCUUCCCCAUCUCCGAGAAGACAGUCACCUCCCACAACACCGCCAUCUACCGCUUCGCACUCCCGACGCCCAACUCCAUCCUCGGCCUCCCCAUCGGCCAGCACAUCUCCCUCGCUGCGACCCUCGAUGUCAAGGACUCCAAGACCGGCGCCACAGAGCGCAAAGAAGUCGUGCGCUCUUACACGCCCAUCAGCAGCGAUGUGAACCCAGGCUACUUCGACCUCAUGAUCAAGAGCUACCCGACUGGCAACAUCAGCCGGCAUCUCGCAACAUUGAAGGUUGGGGACGUGAUGAAAGUGAAAGGACCCAAGGGCGCAAUGGUGUAUACGCCGAACAUGGUGCGCAGCUUUGGCAUGAUUGCUGGAGGGACGGGUAUCACGCCCAUGCUGCAGAUUGUCAGGGCAAUUCUGAGGGGGAGGAAGACCGGUGAUAAGACCGAGAUUAAUUUGAUCUUUGCGAAUGUGAAUGAGGAGGAUAUUCUGCUGAGGGAGGAUCUGGAGAAGCUGUCGAAGGAGGAUGAGAAGUUCCAUCUACAUUAUGUGCUGAACAACCCGCCGGAGGGGUGGACGGGGAGUGUCGGGUUUGUAACGGGGGAUAUUAUCAAGGCACAUCUCCCAGCUCCAGCGAACGACAUGAAGAUUCUCAUCUGCGGUCCGCCACCCAUGGUGAGCGCGAUCAAGAAAGCCACGGAGUCGCUGGGCUACCAAAAGGCCAGGCCAGUGAGCAAGCUGGACGACCAGGUCUUCGCCUUCUAG
Saxophila tyrrhenica is the source of this 873-nucleotide messenger RNA. RefSeq names its product NADH-cytochrome b5 reductase (gene CBR1). Gene Ontology annotation, cellular component: endoplasmic reticulum. Lineage: Eukaryota; Fungi; Ascomycota; Dothideomycetes; Mycosphaerellales; Extremaceae. The coding region runs from base 1 to 873 and encodes 290 amino acids. Gene Ontology annotation, molecular function: oxidoreductase activity. The record is from RefSeq and is a predicted model, not a curated record. The transcript has 2 exons.